GUCGUUUAUGAUCAAAUCCAACAUGGCUGACGCUUGAGCAACAGUCUUUAGAAAAAUAUUUAAAAUGAGCUAAAACGGCCCUGUGAUGAGCUAAAUUUCAGCAGGAGAAAAUGUGAAAAGACUAAUCUAUCCGUAAACUAUGUCCAAUACGAUGAGAGUUGCUGGUGUAUUCAUGCAGAGACAGUGCCACUGUCUAAAACAGAAAAGUACUUACAGUAAUUCAAUUGUUUUGAUAAAUAAAGUAACAAGACCCUCACUAUGUCAAGCUGGUGGAUUUCAACAGCGCUACUAUUUUCAUUCCUUACUUCGAUUGAAGUCUAAAAAUAUAAAACAAUUCAAGAUCUACAACAAAGAUAUAAAUGCUUAUAUAACAAGAGUUUCUAUUGGACGAUCCUUAUAUGGUCAAAGGACUUUUACAACACAGGCCAUUAAGGCUGUGAUGAGACUUGCAAGAGUUCGAUACUUUAUUAUUGGUUCUGUUGGUGCUGGUGCUGUCAGCGCUAAACUGACAUAUAAUUCGUGGAAAGACAAGUGGAUCCAGUUCCAGGAAAAAAUACCAGAUUUAAGCUGGUUAAAAAACAUCUUGCCAGAUAAAGAAAGUUUAUUAGGAGAUUUUUUAUCAAGUACUUUAGAUGAAGGUGUGGAAUCAUUUAAUAAUAUGUUUGAUCGACUUGGAGUUGUAAUUGAUGAUUUAUUUGCAUCAGAAGCAAGUCCAGUAGUUACAGCAGCCGUCAAACAAGAUCAAAAUACAGAAGAUACAGAUGAAAAGCCACGACAGUCCAAAACUCCAAUGGAAAAGAUGCAUGAUCGUUUAGAGAAAUCACAAGAUGAACUCAUCAACCUACAGCAACGCUACCAAAGAGAAAUAGAAAAACUAGAAAAAGAUAAUCGUGAGCUGAGAAAACAGUUGAUCAUUCUAAAAGGUGACACUGUUACAAAGCCAAGACAUGUUCGAAAAUCCUUGAUUGACAUGUACUCUGAUGUUUUGGAUUUGCUUGCUGAAUAUGAUGCUAACUAUAAUACUACUGAUAACCUACCAAGGGUGGUGGUUGUUGGUGAUCAGAGUGCAGGAAAGACCAGUGUUCUUGAGAUGGUUGCUCAAGCUAGAAUAUUCCCAAGGGGAUCUGGACAAAUGAUGACAAGAUCUCCAGUCAUGGUGACAUUAAGCGAAGGACCUGAACAUAUAGCACAGUUUAAAGACCAUUCCAGACAGUAUGACCUCACACAGGAGAAUGAGCUGCAUGAUUUACGACAAGAAGUUGAACUCCGCAUGAAGAACAGCGUAAAGAAGGGACAAACUGUGAGCCCAGAGGUGAUUUCUAUGACUGUCAAAGGACCUGGACUUCAUCGUAUGGUCUUGGUAGAUUUACCAGGAAUUAUUGGAACUGAAACCACAGGAAUGGCACAGAACACAAAAGAUAAUAUUGUUGAAAUAAGCAGGCGUUAUAUGCAAAACCCCAAUGCAAUCAUCCUCUGUAUCCAAGAUGGAUCAAUAGAUGCUGAGCGUAGUAAUGUCACUGACUUGGUGAGUUCUAUGGACCCACAAGGAAAGAGAACCAUCUUUGUUCUCACCAAGGUUGACUUGGCUGAAAAGAAUGAAGCAAGUCCCAGCAGAAUCAAGCAGAUUCUUGAAGGCAGAUUGUUUCCUAUGAAAGCACUUGGAUACUUUGCUGUUGUUACUGGAAGUGGCAAUACGCGAGAAAGCAUUGACAGCAUCCGUGAUACAGAAGAAGAGUUUUUCCAAAACUCAAAAUUCUUUAAAUCUGGAAUAUUCAAAGCCAGUCAGAUGACGACACAGAAUCUCAGCUUUGCUGUUUCUCAUUGUUUCUGGAAAAUGGUCAAAGAAUCCAUUGAACAGCAAGCAGAUGCAUAUAAAGCUAAAAAGUUUAACCUGGAAACAGAGUGGAAGAACCACUUCCCAAAACUACGAGAACUAGACAGAAGUGAACUGUUUGACAAAGCUCGUGGAGAACUUUUGGAUGAGGUAUUGAGUCUGAGUGACAUUAGUCCUCAACAAUGGGAAGAGAUCUUAUCUUCACGGCUAUGGGAGAAAGUAUCGCCACAUUUUAUUGAAGAAAUCUACUUGCCAGCUGCUCAGACUAGCGGUGCUAACAACUUCAACACUAAAGUUGACAUUAAGCUGAAACAAUGGGCUGAUAGACUGUUGCCACAAAUGUCUGUUGAGGUUGGCUGGCACACUUUAUUCAAUGAAUUUGAUAAAGCUAUGCAGGCAACUAAAGAUGCUAAAAUGACAAGAGAGAAUCAUGUCCACUUGUUUGAGGACUUGAAGGGAGAAGUGGCCAAUGAAUGCAAGAAGACUCACCAAUGGCAGCCAAAGGCUAAAGACAGCUUGAGUGUAAUCCAGCUGACUGCUUUAGAGGACUGGUCUGUWACUGAUAARCUACAAUGGGAAGCAGCUAUCAAAUUUAUGGAAAAAACACUCCAAGAAAAACUAGAUCAAGCUAACGGUAAAAUGCAUGAGUUACUGGGUCCYGGUGUGUGGGAGAGAUGGCUUUAUUGGCAGUAUCGCUCUCAAGAAGAGAUAAAUCGUUCUUACAUCAAAGAAGAACUUCAGAGACUUCUACAGGCCCAUGAGGAUCAUGAACCAUCUUUAUCAAGUGAUGAGGUCACUACAGUUCGCAAGAAUCUUGAYACCGUUAGUAUUCAAGUUGAUAAAGAUUUGAUUGAGGAGACCUGGACACAACUUUACAGAGAGCACUUUUUGAAGAGAUCAAUUGCUUCUGCAAGAGAGUGCAGUGGGGCCUUUACCAGAAGAGAUCUAGCUAAAAAUGAAUUACAAUGCAAUGAUGUUGUGUUAUUCUGGAGAAUCCAAAAGAUGUUGCAAACAACAAGCAAUGCUCUUCGACAGCAAAUUAUGAAUCAAGAAGCACGACGUCUUGAGAAAGAAGUUAAAGAUGUCUUGGAUGACAUAGCUCACAAUCAACAAGACAAAGAGAAGUUAAUAACUGGUCGACAAGUGGAGCUUGCAGAAGAACUAAAGCGUGUUCGUCAUAUACAGGAAAGUCUUGAGAUGUUUAUCGAGGCAUUGAAUAAAGAAAAAUAGACAACUUACUUAUCAAGGAAAAUAAAAUGUUGAGGGUCUUAAAG
Exaiptasia diaphana is the source of this 3108-nucleotide messenger RNA. RefSeq names its product dynamin-like 120 kDa protein, mitochondrial. Bases 140 to 3064 code for a protein of 974 amino acids. The transcript has 30 exons. Gene Ontology annotation, cellular component: microtubule; mitochondrial membrane; cytoplasm. Gene Ontology annotation, biological process: mitochondrial fusion. Gene Ontology annotation, molecular function: GTP binding; GTPase activity; microtubule binding. The record is from RefSeq and is a predicted model, not a curated record. Lineage: Eukaryota; Metazoa; Cnidaria; Anthozoa; Actiniaria; Aiptasiidae.